Molecule: messenger RNA, 363 nt
Organism: Dibothriocephalus latus
Lineage: Eukaryota; Metazoa; Platyhelminthes; Cestoda; Diphyllobothriidea; Diphyllobothriidae
Source: the annotation of a GenBank genome assembly
AUGCCUUUCUUAGUCCUAAGCGACUACGUUUGGAAGGCGGUGUUGGCGGCAACCGGACGAGGUCAUCUUCUCCUCAUGUGCGGUAGCUACCCCAGCUUUUCUUCAUCGGAAGCAGAAAAGUAUAAGGACGGACUAAUCGAGUGGUCUCUAGACCGCAAUGUGCCGCAUACGACCUCAGGCCUUCCGGGGUAUCCCGGUGGGCACGAGGACUCUAUCUAUGAGGUAGUGGGCAUGGGUGAGGGAAAGUACGUGCAUGUGGGUUUGAGGGCUCAUGUCACGAACUUAGUUUGGGAUAACCUUAAUGCAGUUGGGCCGUCAGAUGCACUGGUUGUGCAACUGCACUGCGAUGGCAUCACAAUCUAA